Molecule: messenger RNA, 1120 nt
Organism: Daldinia vernicosa
Lineage: Eukaryota; Fungi; Ascomycota; Sordariomycetes; Xylariales; Hypoxylaceae
Product: PIG-P-domain-containing protein
Exons: 2
Coding region: 174-896 (240 amino acids)
Source: RefSeq, a predicted model, not a curated record
CUUCAACGCGAAAUGCAAAGUUAUACUAUUCAACCGCUGCGACGCCGAAUCGGAGAGUACAUAUAAACAUGAUGCUGCCCCCGAGCUGAGAGUUGAUACCUAGCCAGCGUCUGAAUUGAUAACUGAUCUCAUGUUCUACAAUAUAUAACUAGGUAGUUAUAUAUAAAGCUAAGAUGUCGCUCAUUUCGGACGAGGAAGACUUCCUCUCAGACAACCAAUCCGAUGCAUCAUCCUCUAGCGACGAUGAGGCCUUACCUCCUCCCCCAUUACAGCAGAACUAUUUCGCGCCUCCAUUUUACGGCCGGCCUCCAACACCAUUACCUCCGUCUCCGUCCUUAACAUCGCUACUCCGCCCAUCACGGCCUACCACUCCCGAUGCCUCAGACGACGACCUCGAGCCGGUCCCGCGUGCAUCCCCGAAGGUUCCCACAUACGAGUACUACGGCUUCGUCCUAUACCUCUUCUCAUCUCUGACCUUUCUCAUCUAUCUUCUGUGGGCAUACCUGCCAUCUCCGUUCCUGCAUGCCCUGGGUAUCUACUACUAUCCUAACCGGUGGUGGGCCCUGGCUAUCCCGUCAUUUCUGGUCAUGCUCAUAGUCUACAUCUACGUUGCGCUGGCGGCAUACAAUACAGAGAUACUUACCCUCCCUAUGACCUCGCUAGAGACUAUCGUCGAUGAGGCAGCUAAGAUCGCUACCAUCGACCACAAGGGCAGGAUACGGCCGAACGAACCUAGGAAGCCCAUUACAGAGGAGAGAGCUAAGCAACUCGACUGGAAAAAUAUAUGGAACGAAGGAACGGAUGCCGUCAUGGAUGUGCCGCUUGCUGGCGCAUGCGAGGUCAUAUAUGGCGAUCUGACCGAUUCGGAGAGUGAACUAGAAUUUGAUACCAACUGAUUUUUCACGGCGUAGUGGUUUUGUGCUUUGUGGACAUUAAGCGAAUAAAAGAGAAAAUGUGGCACGGUUCUUCCAUUUGAGGAUAGAAACAAGGCUAUUUAGGCGGCCUUGUCCGUUUAGCCCUUAGCUGCUUCGAGUAGACCGAAUGGCUCUAAAGGAUGGGAGCGAGAGAAGCGAUAGAGGCGAAAUAUAUUCGAAACUAUACCACAUCAGUAAGCUGCAAC